AUGGCUGAACACUUGGGAAGAAGUGAAAACAGUUACAAUUUUGGAUAUUACAUGAUUGGUUCUGACCAAGAACUUAAGUCCAGAAUCAUCCAACUUGGUCAAGCCUCUGCGCAGAUUUUGUUGGAAAUCUCGGGUUUAUUUGUAGUGAUAAUAUCCAAUAUUCUUAUAUAUGUAAUUUUUCUUGUUUUGUUUCUACUGCAGCUUUAUGAAAAUUGUGUUAUACUCCCAUCUAUAAGUAAUGUGGAUGAUAAAACAAUCGAAGAAGAUGUUGCCAGUCUCUCUGUUGCCGAUUCUGCUACGACUCUGCCAGAAGCCGGCACUCUUAGCAAGAAUGCUUUGAAGAAAGAAUUGAAGAAUCAGCAGAGAGAGGAGGAAAGGCGACGCAAAGAAGAAGAAAUGGCUGCUGCGGCGAGCUCUAAUGGACACGAGUCCUUGGCAGCUGUUGAUGAUGACAUGGAUCCAACGCAAUAUUUUGAUAACAGAAUUAAAGCACUCGGUGCUCUUAAAGCAGCCGGAAUAAAUCCAUAUCCUCAAGAGUUCAACGAGGUGAUGCCUGUCAAAGAAUAUGUAGACAAGUAUUCUUACCUAAAUUCCAGGGAACGUCUGGAGAAUGUCCAAGUAUCACUUGCAGGACGUAUUAUGAACAAAAGGGCAUCAUCGUCUAAGCUUUUCUUUUAUGAUUUGCACGGUGAUGGUGCCAAAGUGCAAUUAAUGAUCGAUGCAAGGAUCUCUGAUUUCAGUGAAGCUGAAUUUACAAAGAUCCGUGGCGUGAAGCGUGGAGAUAUUGUUGUGGUUGAUGGCUUUCCAGGUAAAAGCAGAAGGGGGGAACUGAGUAUGUUCCCCAAAUCAUUCACAGUGGUGUCUCAUUGUCUGCGAAUGAUGCCUUAUGUUUUAAAGGAUCAGGAAACUAGAUAUCGUCAACGGGAUCUGGAUCUGAUAUUAAGCCCAGGCGUACGACACAAUUUUGAGACCCGCGCGAUGAUCAUUGUUUAUGUUAGACGAUUCCUUGGUAAUCUAGAUUUUCUGGAGGUCGAAACGCCUAUGAUGAACAUGUUUGCUGGAGGAGCAGCUGCACGUCCAUUUGAAACUUAUCACAAUGAUUUGAAAAUGAGGCUUAAUAUGCGUAUAGCGCCUGAGCUACAUCUCAAGCGACUUGUUGUAGGUGGAUUUAACCGUGUCUAUGAAAUUGGGAAGCAGUUCAGGAACGAAGGGAUCGACUUAACACAUAACCCCGAGUUCACUACAGUUGAGUUCUAUAUGGCUUUUGCAGACUACAAAAGCCUGAUUGAGAUUACAGAACAAAUGUUGAGCGGAAUGGUCAAGGAGCUGACAGGAGGUUAUAAAAUUAGAUAUCAUGCCAAUGGCAGAGAGAAUGAAGCAAUUGAAAUCGACUUCACUUCCCCUUUCAGGAGGAUUGAUAUGAUCGAAGAGUUGGAGAAGAUGUCUGGUCUCGACAUUCCCAAGGACCUUGCUAGCGAUGAAGCCAACAAAUAUUUGGCUGAGGCGUGCACAAAGUUUGAGAUCAAAUGCGCGCCUCCUCUGACAACAGCUCGCUUGUUGGACAAACUAGUCGGGCACUUUCUGGAGGAGACUUGUGUGAACCCUACGUUCAUUAUGAAUCAUCCUAAGAUAAUGAGUCCCCUGGCAAAGUCGCAUAGAUCUGAGCCAGGCCUGACCGAACGAUUUGAAUUAUUCGUCAACAAACAUGAACUUUGAAAUGCUUACACGGAGCUGAAUGAUCCGGUGGAACAGCGACAGCGGUUCGCAGAUCAAUUAAAGGAUCGUCAAUCAGGCGAUGAUGAAGCAAUGGACUUGGAUGAAUCGUUCUUAACAGCUCUUGAACAUGGACUACCUCCGACGGCUGGGUGGGGAAUGGGAAUCGAUCGGCUUGCAAUGUUGCUCACAGAUUCACAGAAUAUCAAGGAAGUUAUACUCUUUCCACUCAUGAAGCCACAGGAUGUAUGAACCUGCAGUUAAAGCAACACACUGUUGAUCUGCUCGACAGACGACAAACUCGAGGUCUUUUUAAUAUAAUCUGAAACGUUACUUUUCUAUUUCAGUUACUUUUUCGAGAGCCUGUUGUGCUGAAGUUGCCUAAAAUUACAAUAUGAUAAAACUAGCAAGUUCUUUCGAUUAGAACAAUUAAGAAUCAAGGAUCACUGAUUUCUCUUCAA
Daucus carota subsp. sativus is the source of this 2174-nucleotide messenger RNA. RefSeq names its product lysine--tRNA ligase. Gene Ontology annotation, biological process: lysyl-tRNA aminoacylation. The record is from RefSeq and is a predicted model, not a curated record. Lineage: Eukaryota; Viridiplantae; Streptophyta; Magnoliopsida; Apiales; Apiaceae. Gene Ontology annotation, molecular function: lysine-tRNA ligase activity; tRNA binding; ATP binding. Gene Ontology annotation, cellular component: cytoplasm; cytosol. The transcript is spliced from 15 exons.